Molecule: messenger RNA, 1602 nt
Organism: Alnus glutinosa
Lineage: Eukaryota; Viridiplantae; Streptophyta; Magnoliopsida; Fagales; Betulaceae
Product: serine/threonine-protein phosphatase PP1 isozyme 2-like
Exons: 4
Coding region: 356-1336 (326 amino acids)
Cellular component (GO): nucleus; cytoplasm
Molecular function (GO): protein serine/threonine phosphatase activity
Source: RefSeq, a predicted model, not a curated record
CACCACUUUGGCCCAUCCUUCCCUCACAAUUUUCUUUUCUUUCUUUGUGGGAGUUUUUUCUUCUUAAAGAAUAUAUUCUCCACUUUUCAAAUCCUUGGCUACCAUUCCUUUCCAAAGCUCCAAGCGACACCACAGCUAAAGAAUUUCCAUUUCAAUUCAAACUUUUAUCUCUCUCUCUCUCUCUCUCUCUCUCUCUCUCCCUCUUAUUCUUUUCCAACCGCAUGCAAGAUUUUGCAACCGUAGAAGAAAAAUCAAAGUGGCUCUUCUUUAUUAUUCUUUGCUUUUCCUUUGCUUUAUCCCCUGGUUGUUUCAGUCUGAAGAAGCUUAAGUUUUGGAUCAAAGAACCAACUCAGAUAUGGAACCCGCAGUCCUCGACGGUAUAAUUAACAGGCUGCUUGAAGUUAGAGGGAGACCCGGGAAGCAGGUGCAGCUUUCUGAGGCAGAGAUCAGGCAGCUUUGUGCUAUCUCUAAGAAUAUCUUCUUGAGGCAGCCUAAUCUCCUGGAGCUCGAAGCACCCAUCAAGAUCUGCGGAGAUAUUCAUGGUCAAUAUUCUGAUCUUCUGAGGCUUUUUGAAUACGGUGGACUUCCUCCUCGUUCCAAUUACUUAUUCUUGGGGGAUUAUGUAGACCGUGGAAAGCAAAGUUUGGAAACAAUAUGCCUUCUCCUUGCUUAUAAAAUUAAAUAUCCGGAAAACUUUUUCCUCUUGAGGGGCAACCAUGAAUGUGCUUCUGUAAACCGUAUCUAUGGAUUUUAUGACGAGUGUAAACGAAGAUUUAAUGUCAGAGUCUGGAAAAUAUUCACAGAUUGUUUCAACUGCUUACCUGUGGCAGCGCUCAUUGAUGAAAAGAUAUUCUGCAUGCAUGGGGGACUUUCUCCUGACUUGCACAAUUUGGAUGAGAUAAGGAAUAUACAGCGGCCUUGUGAUGUUCCAGACACUGGUUUGCUAUGUGAUCUCCUCUGGUCUGAUCCUAGUAAAGAUAUUCGAGGUUGGGGGAUCAAUGAGAGGGGUGUUUCCUAUACCUUUGGCGCUGAUAGAGUGGCAGAAUUUAUUCAGAAGCAUGACAUUGACUUAAUUUGUCGAGCUCACCAGGUUGUGGAAGAUGGAUAUGAGUUCUUUGCUAAUAGACAACUUGUAACCAUAUUUUCUGCACCAAAUUAUUGUGGAGAGUUUGACAAUGCUGGUGCCAUGAUGACUAUAGAUGAGACUUUAAUGUGUUCUUUCCAAAUAUUAAAGCCUUCUGAUAAGAAGCCAAAGUUUAGCUUCGGGAGCACAGCUACAGUUAAGUCUGGUGGUGCUGCAACAAAAAUAAAGUCGUUUCUCGGUGGCAAGGUAUGAGAAAUUCAAUCUAGCCCAAUAACCGAAGGUGAAAGCUGACUUAAUCUGCAGCCCUUUUCAUCUCAUUUAAUCCCUACUGUUCUCAUCUAACACUCUACUGUGUAGAAUACUAGUUGGAGCAGCGACGACAUAGGUCUUUCCCUGCCUUUUUCUCCUUGUAUUAUAGUCACAGCUUGAAAAUUCCAAGGGAGCGUCUACCCUUAAGAAUUGAAUAGCCCCGUGCUUAUAAACUUAGCUAUUGAAUGAGUAUUGUAAAUUCUCUUCAA